Messenger RNA from Physcomitrium patens, 2682 nucleotides. RefSeq names its product NADPH-dependent diflavin oxidoreductase 1. Gene Ontology annotation, cellular component: cytosol. Gene Ontology annotation, molecular function: FMN binding; NADPH-hemoprotein reductase activity; flavin adenine dinucleotide binding. The record is from RefSeq and is a predicted model, not a curated record. NCBI's taxonomy places the organism in Eukaryota, Viridiplantae, Streptophyta, Bryopsida, Funariales, Funariaceae.
GACUCCGAGGAUGCAUGCACGCACGCAAGGCUUGUGGAUUGUUUACGCCUCGAGGCAGCGUGACGAGUCACGAUGUGCUUCCAUCUUGGCACGGUAACUGUGUGCAAGUUGUGGGGCGUGCUAAGUUUUUGGCUGCAGAACCGAGCAGCGACUCCGUAGAUUGCAUGCUCUGGCUUGCUUUGAGGUUUUCCGUGCGUGAUUGAACGCGGAGUUGUGGUCUGGGCCUUGCAGACCAGGAUUUGUUUGUUAUCUGUAGGGUUUCUCGAGUAAAUGUGGGGAUGUGAAGGGGUGGGAGGUUCAAUUCCGCAGAGGGCGGUGAGGGAAACAUCGCGAGUGUGAGUGCAAGGGUUUUGCUGUAGAGGCUGUGAGAGAAUUGGGAGGCGUCUCAGAGAUGGUAGAGAAGCAGAGGAUUCUGGUUCUGUAUGCGACCCAGACGGGGAACGCCCAGGAUGUUGCCGAACGCGUGGGCCGGGAGGCUGCCCGUCACCACUUCAAGCCCGUAGUGGAGUCUAUGCACUUGUAUGACCCCAGCAAGCUUCCCCAGGAAAAAAUUGCCAUCUUUGUGGUGUCGACCACAGGCCAGGGCGACCCGCCGGAGUCCAUGAGGGUGUUCUGGAAAUUUUUGCUUCGCAGGAGCCUUGGUCCUCAUUGGUUGGAAUCAACACUGUUUUCUGUGUUUGGGUUAGGAGAUUCUGGGUACCAGAAGUAUAACAUCAUUGGGAAGAAGCUUGAUAGGAGGUUAUUGGAUUUGGGCGGGACGUCCGUAGUGCCCAGGGGGUUAGGAGAUGACCAACACCCGUCAGGUUUCGAGGCUGGUUUGGACCCCUGGUUGGCGUCUCUAUGGGUUGCUUUACGCCGCCAUGUCCCACUUCCAGCCGGCCUUGAAGAUCCUAGACCCGAAGACACGGGUAUCAGUGUUUUAGACCCUCCAAAGUAUCGGGUUACUUUUCAUCAUCCUUUGGCGCCAGAGUCGAAGUUAGCCACUUUACCUGAAAGUUUAAAGACGGAUAUUGUGGCAAGAUGGGUUGAGCAUGGCAGAGCGCGUGCUGUCGUCGACAGUGCUGGAAACCCUUUUGGAAACGCAAGGGACCACAACAGUAGUAGCACUGGAUUUGGCCCCCCAGUCAUGCCCAUAUUCGCUAAAAUGUUAGUAAAUUCUCGGAUUACCAGUGAGGAUCACGAGCAAGACGUUCGGCACAUUGAACUUGACUUGGGAAGCUCGGGAGCUCAGUACGUACCCGGGGAUAUUUUGACCUUGUUACCAAGCCAAAAACUAGCUUCUGUUGACAAAUUCUUACAACGAUGUGGUCUCGAUGGAGACACUUUUGUCACGGUGGAAGCUAAUGACAGUGAUGUUUGUACCAUCGCACAAGCCGAAGAUGUUGAAACCGUUUGCAAGCCAACAGCAGUCUUACUGAAGACAAUAGUCGAAGCUCUCAUGGACAUCGACUCUGCUUCCCCUCGUCGUUAUUUCUUUGAGGUUAUGAGUCAUUUUGCGUCUGCUGAGCAUGAGAAAGAGAGACUGCAGUAUUUUGCGACUCCUGAAGGCCGUGAUGAUUUAUAUCGUUACAAUCAAAGAGAAGGACGGACGGUUCUUGAAGUAUUGGAAGACUUUCCAUCGGUUCAAAUGCCAUUCGAAUGGCUUCUACAGACGGUGCCUCGCCUUCAACAACGCUCUUUCUCCAUUUCAUCAUCACAACUGGCACAUUCGAAUGAGGCUCAUUUGACAGUGGCUGUGGUAGAGUGGACGACUCCGUUUAAAAGGAAACGAAGAGGUCUUUGCUCGUCGUGGCUGGCCUCCCUUGACCCGAAGAUUGGGAAGGUUUUCCUACCUGUUUGGUUCACUAAGGGUGCCAUAGCUUUGCCUUCGCCUUCUGUGCCACUGAUUCUCGUUGGGCCUGGAACCGGCUGUGCUCCCUUUCGAGCUUUUAUUCAAGAGCGAGUUGCACUCUCAAAUGCGGAAGAAGCAGUGGCGCCAGUUCUGUUCUUUUUUGGCUGUCGGAUGCAGGCAAAGGAUUUCUUAUACGAAUCUGACUGGUCAGCAUGGUCUCAAGGCAAAAAUGUUUUAUCACCGGAUGUGGGUGGAGACUUUUUUGUUGCCUUUUCUAGAGAUCAACCAGAGAAAGUGUAUGUGCAGCAUAAGAUACGUGAGCAGGGAAAGAAAGUGAUGCAGUUCAUUCAGUCAGGAGCAGUGAUAUAUGUUGCGGGAUCUGCAAACAAGAUGCCAGCCGAUGUGAUGGCAGCUUUUGAGACUGUACUUGCGAAGGAAACUGGUUGGCCUCAGGAGAAAGCAACCAAAUAUUUGAGAGAUCUGGAGCGCAGAGGUCAAUACGUAGUUGAGGCAUGGUCGUGAUUCAGAGUCUCUGACCUGAUCAUGUAAGAUUUUUCAUUCAAUUUUGUAGAAUGUGCUCAGGGUUACAUCGUAAAAUUCUUCUCAUCAUGACAUUCAACAUGAGGACAUUCAAUUUGCAAUUGCCUGACGUUCUUGUGGAAUAUUAACAGGUUCCGGGCCUAACGAGAAUCAGGUUUAAUAACUGGAAUUAUUAUUGUGAAUAUGUAUACAGAAAUUAUAGUUUAACUUCUCCAUGCCAUGAAUGGAGCUUCGGAAGCUCUCAUUGUUCUCUAUAUAGCCUGAUCUGGCUUUUGUGUUAAAAUAAUAAUGCCUGUUGAUUACUUUUGAUA